This is a messenger RNA of Gamsiella multidivaricata, 1162 nucleotides long. RefSeq lists its product as uncharacterized. The transcript is spliced from 6 exons. The record is from RefSeq and is a predicted model, not a curated record. The coding region runs from base 169 to 891 and encodes 240 amino acids. Lineage: Eukaryota; Fungi; Mortierellomycota; Mortierellomycetes; Mortierellales; Mortierellaceae.
CCAUUGCCCGCGCCUCCUCUCCCCAGUCGCCUUCUGUCUUGAAUGUCCUUUGACCGUUCUCUCUGCACCUUCCUCUACUUGCAAUUAGUGUUUCUUAUCCGAUCGGAUUUCGGAUUACUGACAUAAAAAAUGGUUGUACUUGCUACUUGUCAUUAGCUCAAUAGUAUAAUGAGUCGUCCUAAGUAUCUUGGAAACUCGAAAUAUCUCCCAUCAACCGUGGACACCAGAAGUUACUUUCUCGAGACGGCGGUUGCGGAUUGGGAUCUAGCGGAUUUUCUCCUCUCGGGUCAGAAGAAGGAUGUCUUUCCUAAAGGACUUGAAGGGCUUGUUGAUUUCAAAGCUGCCAGCAGAGAGGUACGGGCGUUCGCUAGAGCGCUUGCGAUGUUUUAUUCUGUAGAACAAAACAUCGUUGUUGCCACGAACCAUGCUGAGGAAUUACUCAACCGACGAGCUCUAAAAGGUUUCGAGCAUCGUGUCGUUCAGAAUGACCUUCAGGCUAGUCUUAUAAAUGUUUUGAGGAGGAAGCAGGCUGGUGAUGAAGACGCCUCUCAACCUGAUGCGCUAGAUGCUGGAUCAAGGGUGAAACACGAUCAACUAGCCACGACGUCGCCCUUAACUUCAUCGUCAUCAAGCGCAACAGCCACUAACUCCUCACCGACACAAGACGUGCUGCUUGAUGGUGAACCAGAAGAGACAUCAAUACCAACGGAGAGGUCCAUGAGAUUCGAGGGAUCGUGGGGCCAACCUACAAUGGGCGACCAAGGUCAUGAGAACGAGGGAGAUUUACCAGCAGAACUCGCCUUGGUGGCGAGCUGCACCCCUUUCGCUCACCUAGUCACGAUGCUUUACGAAAAGAUACGUGGCAUCGUCUAUAUUCUUCUCUUUCGCUAGGCCCGCCCAGCCGCUAACCUCCUGUCUCCUGUGGCGCCAACCUCUAAUAAUCUGAUACUCUCGCCCUAUCCCUGCAUUUUAUCCUUAAGCAUGGCCACACUCUCGCUCGAAUCGAUAGUCCCGUGCUUUUCCCGACACAUACCACGAAUGAUCUCUAUAACUUUGCUAAAAAUGUUGUGGACAAUUGGCAUGCCUGUAGCAAGAUCGAACAAAAGAAUUGUCUCGUUGCUCUGAGCGGUAUCGUCAAUACCUUGGACCCAGAAAUACAACU